This is a messenger RNA of Atta colombica, 1463 nucleotides long. Its product is annotated as alpha-L-fucosidase-like. The record is from RefSeq and is a predicted model, not a curated record. Gene Ontology annotation, molecular function: alpha-L-fucosidase activity. The coding region runs from base 57 to 1463 and encodes 468 amino acids. NCBI's taxonomy places the organism in Eukaryota, Metazoa, Arthropoda, Insecta, Hymenoptera, Formicidae. Gene Ontology annotation, cellular component: lysosome. The transcript is spliced from 6 exons. Gene Ontology annotation, biological process: glycoside catabolic process; fucose metabolic process.
AUAAAAGGGUCGUCCAACAAUAUCAUUGCUUUCAUUACAAGUUUCCUAGCAGGACGAUGCUGUUUGUACAUAUUUCGUGCGUCAUUUUGAUCCUCUGUGUAUCAUUGUCAGAAACAUAUAUUAAUGUGAUAACGAAAAGAGAUGAGGAUUUUGUACCAUUUUCAACAAAAGCAAAGUAUGUUCCAACGUGGUCUAGUCUAGACAGUCGACUGCUACCAUCCUGGUACGAUGAAGCAAAGUUUGGAAUCUUUAUUCACUGGGGUGUAUUCAGUGUGCCCAGCUUUAGCUCUGAAUGGUUUUGGAGCUAUUGGAAAGGAGGAUUGAAGAUUGUAAACGACUUUAUGAAACAAAGAUAUCCUCCAAAUUUUACCUAUCAAGACUUUGCACGAGAUUUCACUGCUGAGUUCUUUAAUGCUUCUGACUGGGCAGAGUUAUUCCAAGCAUCAGGUGCAAAGUAUAUUGUAUUGACAAGCAAGCAUCAUGAAGGAUAUACAAUGUGGCCGUCAAAGUAUUCGUACAGCUGGAAUUCUAUGGAUGUGGGGCCUCAAAAGGAUCUUGUUGGGGAACUGGCAGAAGCUAUUCAUAAAACAAACAUAAAGUUUGGCUUGUAUCAUUCCUUAUUUGAAUGGUAUAAUCCUCUCUACAUAGCAGACAAAAGCAACAAUUUUACAACAGAUAAAUUUGUAACUCAGAAGGUAAUACCAGAAUUACAUGAAUUAAUAGAGACAUACAAGCCAGAUAUAAUUUGGUCAGAUGGAGAGGCAGAAGCAACAGAUUCUUAUUGGAAAUCAAAGGAAUUUUUAGCCUGGCUAUACAAUGAAAGUCCUGUGAGAGAUACAGUAGUGGUAAAUGAUAGAUGGGGCAUUAAUAUAACAUGUCAUCAUGGUGGAUUCUAUACAUGUACUGAUCGUUUUAAUCCUGGUGUACUUCUUCCACAUAAGUGGGAAAAUUGCAUGACUAUUGAUAAAAAAUCCUGGGGAUACCGCAGAAACGCUGUUUUAUCCGAUUACUAUACAUUGGCAGGAUUAGUAAAAGAGUUGAUAAUUACUGUAAGCUGCGGUGGAAAUUUACUGAUGAACGUUGGACCAACAAAAGAUGGUAUCAUUACACCAAUAUAUGAAGAAAGAUUACGAGGAAUGGGCGCUUGGUUAACAGUUAACGGCGAAGCAAUUUAUAAUACUAAGCCUUGGACAGUACAAAAUGAUACCUUAACAGGAAGUGUUUGGUACACAUUAAGUAAAAAUCAAAAACAAUUGUAUGCCUCAAUUUUAGAAUGGCCAGAUGAUAAUAUCUUAUUGUUAGGCUCACUUAAACUUUCAAAGAGUUUUCAGAUAUGUCUACUUGGUUAUUCAUCAAUAAUUCCCUGGAAACAAUCCGAUAAUAAUCUAGAAAUAAGUUUACCAGCUAACGCACACAGAGGUGAACCAGCUUGGGUAUUAAGGAUUAAGAAAAAUAUUGAUUAG